Messenger RNA from Lachancea thermotolerans CBS 6340, 1782 nucleotides. It is a transcript of the gene MDM32, whose product is annotated as Mdm32p. Gene Ontology annotation, cellular component: mitochondrial inner membrane. The record is from RefSeq and is a predicted model, not a curated record. NCBI's taxonomy places the organism in Eukaryota, Fungi, Ascomycota, Saccharomycetes, Saccharomycetales, Saccharomycetaceae. The coding region runs from base 1 to 1782 and encodes 593 amino acids. The transcript has a single exon. Gene Ontology annotation, biological process: mitochondrion inheritance.
AUGAUAUCAAAUGCUAGAAGACAUCUACGGGUUUUAUCGACUCGCCCUAAUGUAUCGAGAACAUGCGUCUACGGCUUAUGUGGUCUGAACAAAUACUAUAAUCUUAGGCCCCAGGCCAAGCUAUGUGUCACAAACCGACUUUACUCCACGAAAAAGGACCUGAACGAGCUCUCUAAGAACACAGACUUCUUGCACACGCAAAACAUUCUGCUACAGAAGAAUCAGCAACGAUUGACGAAGCAGAAGUUGCUUUCUGAAGCGACAAAUUUCUUUGAGAGAUUCACAAUAAAAACCAAGUGGUUCCUGAUACGAGGCAACAGGCCGUUUAGUACAGAUGAGCUCAGCACAAUAUUCUCAUGGCUGGUUAUUUCUCAGAUAUUGUGGGUGGUGCUGGGUACCACUACGUUUGUAUCGCUGCUUCUGUUCACAUUCAACACCGUUUUUGCCAAGGAAAUGGUCGGCAAGUUUGUUGGAAAUCUACUGAACGACUACGUUGACGACUGCGACAUUCAAUUCCGGGACGCUCUGGUCCCAGAAUGGAGGAGGGGGUGUAUUAGCUUUAAACAGGUGAAGCUGAAGAGCUCGAGUCCUUCGCAGGGCGAGGGACUGAGAAAGGAAGAUAGCUCAGAAGCCUUGAGCUUUUCUCUCGAUUUUAACCAGAUCGACAUCACGCUUUCCUUUACCAAGUGGUUUCGCGGCCACGGACUUAUAAACGAUCUUACUCUCUACGGAAUGAAGGGUGAAGUGGCGCUGGGCCAAGGCGUGGACCAGGAUCUCUUGAUCUCUUGGUUUUCCAACCCGCGUUAUCACCUUGGGAAGGUGAAGGUUCGUGACAGCUGCAUCAAUGUUCUUGAUAGAAACCUGAACCAGAAUUACAGGAUGUCGAUUUACAAUAUGGACUUACCGCAACUUCGCUUUAAGUGGGCGUUGAUAGACUUUUUUAAUGCCAAUGUUGUGACAGGCGCUAUUAACCACUCGCUUUUCAGUGUCCACAAGCGCCAGCAUAAACUUGCAUACUUACAAGAUUUUGAGCAUGACCUAUCCCCUUGGAAACGAAUCACUCGCUUACGAUUAGAUGAGAUAUCCGUUAAAGAUCUUGGCCUCGACAAGAGCAACUCGUUCAAUUGGGUUGAAGAUGGCCAAGUCGAAAUUAUUGCAGAUGUAAUGCUCCCAGAUAUUCCUGAAGACGAAGACUACGAUUAUGACGAGAACAGGUAUAUUGUGAUGGAUAUGAAGUUCAAAUUUAAAGACUUGAUGGCGCGCUAUCCUUCAGAGGAACCAAAACUGAGCAAUGGAGAUGCUCUCGCAACUUUGGAUGAACUGAGGCCUCUGAUUGCAUUCGUUAAUACCCAGAGAGGCCUGUUCCACUCUUUCAUGGACAUCCAAAACACAAAUUCAAUUUGGAACAACAUAGCAAAUGUCUCCAUCAAGAAAAACAAGUCAUAUCCUGACACAACUGUUAUUCCAUCGAACGUCAAGUGGCCAGAGUAUGAAGACCCCAACCGCCCCGGCCAAGAAAUCAUCAAAUAUCAUGACCAACCCGUUCAUAACAACAACGAGAUAGUACUAAGGUCGCGUAUCGUUAAAAAUAUCGAUGAGCUAAAGGAUUUGGUCCUGUUCCGGGAAACAGGGAUAUAUGAUACAUUAAGCAUGGAGCUCCAUGUUGAUUUGAUGCGGAUGGUGGAAGAAUGGGAACACAGGAAAAAGAAUGAUUGGAAGCGAGUCUGGGGCACCACAGUUGCUUCACAACUGAUGAUUUUGGGUUUAGGUGCGAUGGUUUGA